AUGUCAGGACCGAAAAUUGCUUGCAUCGGUAUUAUUGGAAAAGCUAAGGACAACCCUUUGCAUAUCUCGCUUUUCCCCCCUUAUUUGAAUUCUACUGUUGAAUUCUCGUUUCUAUUGAAUUCCUGUCUCGAUAUCUUUGAGAUUCGGCAAAAGCAAACUUCAGUCGAUCAAGAUCUAGGCCUCUUGCAUGCCGUCGAUGAAAAGCUAGCAGCAUAUGGUUGGCUAACAACUACUGGAGUAAAACUACUGGUCAUUGUUGAUUUGAUCGGACAACCGGUUCCAGGCAGCAUCGAGAAACAGAAAGGGUCUCCGAGGACUUGUUCCAAAGAUCCAGACCUGAAAUCGGUUUUCCGAGCCUUGCAGACAGCCUAUAUUCGGCUUUUUCAAAACCCAUUUUAUUCUCCAGAUGACCAUAUCCCUACAAUCAAAACUGCUGCCCCUGCCUCGACUUCUUUGCAAAUCACAGACCAUAAAUUCAUUGCGGAGGUCAAGCAUAUUGGUGAAACAUGGGGACUAGAUGCGACUAUACUUUGA
This is a messenger RNA of Aspergillus bombycis, 534 nucleotides long. RefSeq lists its product as uncharacterized. The transcript is spliced from 3 exons. Gene Ontology annotation, cellular component: nucleus; TRAPP complex; cytoplasm. Lineage: Eukaryota; Fungi; Ascomycota; Eurotiomycetes; Eurotiales; Aspergillaceae. Gene Ontology annotation, biological process: endoplasmic reticulum to Golgi vesicle-mediated transport. The record is from RefSeq and is a predicted model, not a curated record. The coding region runs from base 1 to 534 and encodes 177 amino acids.